This is a messenger RNA of Corticium candelabrum, 936 nucleotides long. RefSeq lists its product as uncharacterized. NCBI's taxonomy places the organism in Eukaryota, Metazoa, Porifera, Homoscleromorpha, Homosclerophorida, Plakinidae. The record is from RefSeq and is a predicted model, not a curated record. The transcript has 3 exons. Bases 1 to 936 code for a protein of 311 amino acids.
AUGCCUAAUCCGCAAGACCUGUUUUCAACCCUAGCAGGGGGAAGAGUCUUUACUCGUUUGGACAUGAAACAGGCAUACCAACAAAUGAGGAUUAGCCCAGACUCUCGGGCAGACUUGACAAUCAAUACUAGCAAGGGACUCUUUGUGUAUACAAGGAUGUCGUUUGAAAUCACAUCUGCACCUGCUAUUUGGCAAAAGGCCAUAGAUGAAACUUUAGCAGGCAUUCCAGGAUGCAUAUACUACUUAGAUGACAUACUGGUAGUAGGAGGUAGCCAGGAGGAACAUGACCAGCGGUUAGACAUUGUGUUGGACCGACUGAGUAAGAGAGGUAUUCGACUAAAAGAAGAGAAGUGCACAUUCAACACUUCCGAAGUGGAGUAUUUGGGGCACCUAAUUAGCGAGAAGGGGCUCAGACCAUUGGAGAAUGGAACUGAACAACCAAUUGUAUUCACAUCCAGAACAUUGUCUUCAACUGAAAGAGGUUAUGCACAGUUGGAAAGGGAAGCCUUAGCUCUUAUCAAUGGUGUACGACAGUUCCACAAAUUACUGGACACUUUGCCAGUUACAGCAGACCAAGUGAAACAAGCCAGGGCCAAGGAUCCUAUCCUUAGCAGAGUAUUGAAGUAUUCUCUAGAGGGAUGGCCAACCAAUGGGUCGCCUGAACUACACAGUUAUGCCAAGAGGUCAACCGAGUUAUCUAUUACCGAGGGAUGUCUAAUAUAUGGAGGAAGAGUAGUGAUUCCAUAUUCACUACAAAAACAAGUAUUGUCUGAACUACACACAGGACAUAUAGGAAUGGUGCGAAUGAAGGCGACGGCUAGAAGUUUUGUGUGGUGGCCUGGCUUGGACAGAGAUGUUGAGAGUAUAGUCAGAUCAUGUUCCACGUGUCAGGAACAACGAAAUAAACUUGCAAUUUCAACGCCAAUUCAUCCUUGA